AUGAAGGAGGCCAUCGUCACCAAGGAAAUCACAAUCCAGAUCAAGGAUGUUGAGCGUCCGAAGCCCGGACCUGGAGAGGUGCUGAUCAAGGUCAUCGUCGCAGGUACCAACCCCAAGGACUGGAAGCUCCCCGUCUGGCUUGAGGCGUGCGCCAACACCAACACGGGCGACGAUGUCGCUGGCACGGUCGAGGAGCUUGGCGACAAUGUCAUUGGCUUCACAAAGGGCGACCGCGUCGCCGCCUUUCAUGUCAUGAAUACACCGCACGGCGCCUUUGCUGAGUACGCCAUCGCUCCCGCCAACACUGUCUUCGCCCUGCCUGCUUCUGUUUCCUACGAGGAGGCCGCUACUCUGCCGCUGGCGGCCUACACUUCGGCUGUCGCCCUUUUCGACCGGCUCGAAUUCCCCUCCCCGUGGGACGCCGAGGCUGGGCGUUCUGGCGAAGACAAGAAGAAGAGGCCCGUCAUCAUCUAUGGUGCUUCGACAGCUAUUGGCGCCUUCGCCAUCAAGCUGGCGCAAAAGGCCAACAUUCACCCCGUCAUCGCCGUCGGCAGCAAGAACAGCGAGUUUGUCGUGCCGUUCCUGGACUCCGCCAAGGGAGACCGUAUCGUCGACUACACAGCGUACAAAACACCCGAUGAGCUCGUCGCCGCGCUUAAGGAUGCUGCCAAGGAGGCAGGAGUCGAGGAUGGACGCGUGUUCGACGCCUACGACUGCGUCUCGGAGAACGGGACGUACGUCACCCUGAGCAAGGUCCUCGCGGGCCCGCCCGAUGCGAGCGGUCGGAAACCUAGGAUCACGACUGUCCUACCUGUUGAUGAGAGCACGGCCGACUCGAGCGUCCAGUUCACGCGUACUAUGGUCGACCACGUACACAAGCAACCUUUGUUCGGCGCAGUCUGGUCGGCCGCCUUUGCGAGUGGCCUGAGCGAAGGCUGGUUCACGCCUCAUCCCUACGAGGUUGUGAAGGGAGGGCUUGCGGGAUUAGAAGGCGCUCUGAAGGGUCUCAAGGACGGCUCAGUGAGGGCAAAGAAGAUGGUGAUCCGCAUUGGUGAGACCGAGGGGGUUACGCAGUAA
Molecule: messenger RNA, 1077 nt
Organism: Verticillium dahliae VdLs.17
Lineage: Eukaryota; Fungi; Ascomycota; Sordariomycetes; Glomerellales; Plectosphaerellaceae
Product: alcohol dehydrogenase
Exons: 2
Coding region: 1-1077 (358 amino acids)
Molecular function (GO): oxidoreductase activity, acting on NAD(P)H
Source: RefSeq, a predicted model, not a curated record